CAGUACUUUCUACAGUAGCCUAACUCUGUCGCUCAAUUCACAAACUUUCUUGUAUAAUUGUACCAACCUUUUCUGUCGCUCAUUCACGCCCUUUUUUGUGUGCACGGUACUUGUGAACUUUGGACUGCAUUGAUCUAUGAUUACAGAAGGCAAAACAAAGUUUUUCAAAUACUAGAAAUCGAAACUGAGAGAAGCAACUUCGGGGAAAGGAUGAAUGAGUGAGACAUCUACCCAGUGCCAUUUGACAUCUACCCAGUGCCAUGGCCUCUGCCCUAAGCCAUCUCUCUCCAAUGUCUGUAAGAGUGAGAGAAGGAUGGAGUGAUGAUGGAAGAGGAGAGGAGCAGGUGGAGGAUGAAUUUGCGUGUUCUGGAGCGCUACGCGGUGCCCUGUGGUCCUUCCAUCCCUCAGUGGAGAGGAUUUUUGGGGUGUCUUUUACGAUCGGUAGAGAGGAGGAUGCUGUGUUACCCCAUGAUGGACAGAUCUGGCUCAAACUAAAAGGAGUGAGGAAGGACGCUGUGGCUGCCAAAUUGUUUGUGAAGGGAGUUGUGAACCAGGAGGCCCAGCACGAGGUUCCAUAUCCAGGUGUCCUUCACUGUGUGUUCUGUGGAGCACGAGGGCUGUUCAUGGAGUGCCUGAUCAGAAACACCUCUGCUUACAUACUGGUGGGUUCCCCAGGCUUCCUGCUCAUCUCAGGACUGGCAGAACCAGUGGUCAGGGCCUAUUCCCUCAUCACAGACCUGGUGAAGAACUACGAGGUCACCCAGGGACGAAGAACCGAGCCUGGCGACAGAGGAUCAGGCGAGACCCUAGAUUCCCGUCGGGCCUUCAAAUCCCUGGUGGAGAGAUGGGAGGACAGGCACACUUUGGAUCUGCUGGUGCUGCCAGGGGUGGUGAAGGAGACUCUACUGGAUCUGGUGAGGGAGUCUGGGCUGGGAUCCAACCCCGGUCCUGGGGGCUCGAACCUCAGUCUUGGGGGGUCUAGAGACAGAGUGGGUCUAAUGGACACUGAUAGCCAGAGACGAUGGGACAGCCAGUCAGGCUUGGACAUACUAACACUUAUGGAUACCAGAGUAGGGACCAGAGCUGGAGAGGCUAGGGACAUAGAGGGAAUGCAGGGGAUUUCCACAUCAAGGAGAAAACCUCCUGUAAAUUCCACCCACAACCAAGACCCUGGUCUACGGAAUAUUGGGCAGCUUUCUCAACAAAAUAUGUUCACUACCUUACAUGUACAAGAAAGAGAGAUGGGCAAAGAUUGGUCACAGGGAGGGAUAGAGAAAGACGCAGCAUCUCGACUUCCCAUCUUCCACUCUAUCCUCCAAACCGAGGAGGAGGGGCAAGGACGUUCCCAACCGGAGGUAGAGGAUGAGGAACAGGGGGAGGAAGGAGAGGGAGAGAUGUUGUCAGUAGGGAGUAGGGAGGAGUUUGGGCUCUUGCUGAAGUUCUUCACGGCUAUGGGCUAUGCAGAAGAUGUGGUAAUGAGGGUCCUGGCCCGGACCGGACCCAGAGAAGCCUCCCAGAUUCUGGACCUGGUCCAGCAAGAACAUGACCAGACCGGUCUGGCCAUGAACCGCCCAGUGGAGAUGGAGCACACAGAGGUGGAGGGGAGGGAAGGUAAAGGAGUGAGAGGAAAGAGAAGCGGUAUAGAUGGAGGGAUGGGAGUGGAGCUGGAGGGAGGUGUGGAAGAAGGGGCGAGGAGUAGAGAGGAGGGGAGAAAAGGCAGGGAGAGUGGAGGGUCUACCGCUAACCUGUCUGAGGAUUCACUGAAGGAAGGCAGGGAGAGGGGCGAGGGCGGCAUGGAGGGAGGCGAAGGGUGGAACGAGGAGGAUUUUGUCCUGGGAGUUGUGAAGAGGGCUGCCGCCAGUUGUGGAUACACAGAGGAGAAGGUAGCAGAAGUGUACAGUAUGUUACCUGAACUGUCCACACGCCAGCUACUCCUGGAGCUACAGAGGGAGGGAGCCAGAGAGACAGAAGCUGCUUCCCAGGACCAGGUACGAGACGAACCAAGAGAGGUGGAUGAGGUUGUCUCAGAGCUACAGAGAAAGGACAGAGCAGGAGACAGGAAGGAGGAGAGAGGUAGAGAGAUGGAGGCACCAGCACCGCAGUCAACUGCUACUGAGAAGAGAGGAGAAGAAAGAAAGAGUGUGAAAGGAAAGAGUGACAGGAAGACCAAUGAGGUAGGAGUGACCGCACGGAACCGAAUCGUCGAUGGUACAGUUAAGGUUGAACCCGAUCUGGCUCAAUGGAAUGCCAUGACAAACCAGAUUCCGUUCCCGAUUCACAGUCACCAGAAGAAUCCCACACAGACACACACCGCCCAUCGAGCCAGCCCCCCUUUAGUCAGAGGGCCGCCUCAGCCCACCUACCCCAACACACUACCCCCACAACCCACCUACCCCAACACAGUAUCCCCACAACCCACCUACCCCAGCACAUUACUCGCACAACCCACCUACCCUCUCUUAUUUCCCCAUCAACUCGUUUACCCUCCCACCCAGCCACCCCUCACCCUUACCAUGAAUAACUCCUCAGCAACCAGAGCGAAGGAGAAACGUGGUCUCUUUCCCUUAGCAGUAGAGGGAAGGGAUCUCUCAGCCCUAACAGCGGUGGCUGUUGAUAGACGAGGUCUCCCGACCAUGGCAGCAGGGGCUGUGGUGACAGGGCAACAGCGCUUCAUGGAAGGCCUCCAGACUCCAUUUGACCUCAAGCUGACCGACCAACCAGGAGACCCGGGACUCAGGAUGGUCAUUAUCGAUGGGAGCAACGUUGCCAUGAGUCACGGGCUGGGCCAUUUCUUUUCAUGCCGAGGCAUCGCCCUGGCCGUGCAACACUUCUGGAACCGCGGGCAUCGCAGAAUCAGUACCUUCCUGCCCCAGUGGAGGCAGAAGAGAGACUACCGGGGCAAAGAGCAGCACUACCUUAGUGAGCUCCAGAACCUGGGUCUGCUCUCCUACACCCCCUCCAGAGAAGUCCAAGGGAAGAGGAUCAACUCAUACGACGACAGGUUCAUGCUGCAGCUGGCCCAGAAGACGGAUGGAGUGAUUGUGACAAACGACAACCUCAGAGACCUGCUGGAUGAGUCUCAUGUAUGGAGAGAAAUCAUCAAGAAAAGACUCCUCCAAUACACGUUUGUGGGGGAUCACUUUAUGGUACCGGAUGAUCCGCUGGGUCGAGGAGGACCCCACCUAGAUGACUUCCUACACUCCCAGCACAGGCCUCCUGUACCAGGCAGUCAUUCAUUUGCAGGCGUGGCAUCCUCCUUCCACUCUCCCCAAGCUCCAAGGGCCCAGACAGAGGUCCUUCAUUUCCGUGACUGGACACCAGGGAUCGUUGUGGAGCCAGAGCCCAGCCAGGCCAGGGGGAAUGGCCAGGCUAGGGCUGGACGCGGUGUCCCAGGGAUGGGCCUUGGUCUGGGCCUGGGGGUGAAGAGGAGUGCAGAAGAGACCUCCAGGCUUAGGGAGAGCCUAUCCCAGGUGUUCCCAGGACAGGAUAGCAUGGUUACUCUGGUGCUGCAGUGUAAUCCUACAGUGACUGACAUCAAUUCACUGUCACACUUUAUACUGGAGCAGGGGGGUGUAGACUGAGAGUAGUGUGUGUGUGUGUGUGUGUGUGUGUGUGUGUGUGUGUGUGUGUGUGUGUGUGUGUGUGUGUGUGUGUGUGUGUGUGUGUGUGUGUGUGUGUGUGUGUGUGUGUGUGUGUGUGUGUGUGUGUGUGUGUGUGUGUGUGUGUGUGUUCCAGAGAAAGAUGUAUUAAUGUAUUUUAUUUAAAUGUUUGAUUGAUAAGUCUCAGUUCAAAGACCGACGGGGCUAAAAAAUUAUGUUUCUUAAUCUAUUUUUAUCGAAUUAAGUUUGAAAACAGGACCAAAAAUCAAACCAAUACUAAUAAAUGUAUUAAUGCGCAACUUUCCCUUGGGUUUUUAUAAUUGCACUGUUUAAUCUUUGCAGUGUGAUACAAAACGUGGUUCCGGUAUGCUUUACGACCAUGCAAAAGCCUCAGAGAGGUCGGGUAGGCUGUUUUCUGGUUUCAGCUAGCUGGAUUUCGUUCCGCACAGACAACACAGAGCAUGCAGACAGCAUGUAUGAAGGCAAAGCUUCUGAAAGGCUGGCAUAUAGGACCAGCACAAGAGAGAUGAUCAGAGGCAGCUUCUGUCUGUGUUGCACUUUUUGUCAGAGUUGUAAAAACAAGCAGAACAGAAACUGUCUGCUCCUUAGUUGACUGAUCUAGCUGGCAAGGUAACUGCUGUUUGACAGAAAUAAUAAUAUUCUCAGUGCAGCUAGUAGUGUAACAUUAGCAUUAACAUUACAUUAGCUAAUGUUUCAUCACCUCUUGACUGAAGUGAAUGAACUGCUAGCAGCUAGUUAGCUCGCUAGUAGCUACCACAGCCAGUUCAGCUCUAGCUAGCCUCUAGCUAUCUGUCAGGUAGCAGUAUCUAACAGCUGUUGUUUGGAAAUGUUUUGUAGCUUUUGUUAUGUCCCGUUUCAACAGAAGUGCAUUCAAUUAUAUACUAUUGUACCAUUAGUUAGCAGAGCUAGCCAAAAGUUGGCUAACGUUAGCUAGCUAGCUUUAUUUUGCCUAAAUCACAGUAGACUUGAAUCAACCGAUGAAACCAACGGCCAAAUGAUUGACGACAGAUAUUGUGAUGUUUUUUCAGCGCAUUGUAUGUUUUUAUUAGUCAGUACAGCAAUGUAACGUUAUUGAUCUGUCAGUUUCCCUAGCUAAUUCCCUACUUUUCACACUGACACGGUAUAAACAGCUCUACAGGCUGCACUGUCAUGGUGCACAGUCACUACACAAUACUAUGCUCAUCAUGUCUUAGCUGGAUCAGAUGGUGACAGUGUCAGACAGCCAUGGAAGACUAGUCUAGAGAUCUCAGGUGAAUUUUGAAGUAUUUUAUAACAAUCAGUGAAUAAAUAUAGUUCCAUCUUGAGUUGAUGGGUAGGCUAGUCUGCGAUCUGGGAAUAAUGGUCAUUUCAAUUGUUUAACCAUUGAUUCUAUUCCUGGUAUAUAUAAUGUAUAAAUGUACCCCAAUGUAAUUCUUUGUCAUGCCUCAUCUGAGCGGGAUCAGAUGGUGACAAGGGUCUCAUCAGGGUCGGGUAGCCAGGAAGACCAGUCUGUGACUGAGCUGAGGUGAUUUUUGCAGAUACAGGACUUUAUUUUCUCUGUGCAGCAAACACUGGACAAGCAAGACGCUUCAAAGAAUGAAACUAUUUUAAGACAGUCUGACAAGCCUUUAAAGUUGAUUACCAAACUGUAUCAAGUGUUGAUAGAGGCUUUUCCCAAUGACACAAAACAUGUAAAACAAAAAUGUGAGGAAGCCUUAGAGACGCUAUUGAUGAUGCUGACUGGAUACAGAUAUGUUAGAAUGCUCAGUCAUGUUCAUUUAAUUUCGGACAUAAAUUACUGCACUUUAAGACCAUCCGUAGAACGUACUAUAUGCCAAUGAAACUGAAUAUCAUGCACUCAGAAAUGUAAUUAUUCUGCUGGAGGUGUGAAAUACAAAAGGGGACAUAUUUGCUUAUGUUAUGGUCUUGUGAAGGCUGGCUGAAAUCUGGCAAAGAGUAUGUUCUUUUAUCUCAGGAUGUCUACAGAUUCUCCCUUCCCCUUGUUUUUGUUUGCUUGGAAAUGUUGAUACUGGAGACUACUGUCAGAAGAAACUGUAACCUAGCAUUUAUAGUGGUUAUAGUGGUUAAAUGCUUUGCCAUUCAUUGGAAGGUUGGUUAUCCUCCUAAAAUGGAUGGAAGAAAUGUAAAGUUAUGUAUCACUAGAUUGGAUUUAUUAAAAAUUAAGGGUAUACUGUGCAACUUUCAUAAGGUCUGGAUGCCUUAUAUGAAAACUGUACGACAAAACGUGUCUGUAUUGAAACAUGCCCACGUCAAGGGAGAUACCUAUUUAAGUAAUCCCUAGCUGCUGGGCUGCUCAGUCCUGGCCCUGGGGGUCUGCCGUAAUGUUGGUUGUCACUCUGGCCUUGGACUAACAUAGCUGAAACCUAUAAUGAAUGUUUCCUAAAGCUGAGUGGAGUGUGUUGGUUUGGGGCGUAGCAGGAUGGUGGACCCCUAGGGGCAGGACCGGGUGACCCAGCUAUAUUGUGUGCAAGUAAAAAGAGCUCGACAUCACUAUUAGACCUUCUUUUUUUUUUACUGGGCAAGUCAGUUAAGAACAAAUUCAUAUUUACAAUGAUGGUGAACUCCAGCCAAACCCAGACUACACCCUAUGGGACUCCCAGUCACAGCCACAUGUGAUAUAACCUGGAUUUGAACCAGGUGCUCUAGUGACACAUCUUGCACUGAGAUGCAGUGCCUUAGACCGCUACGCCACUCGUGAGACCUAUGAGACUAAUUAUAUGAAGGAUGUACUGUUAAUGUGUAGGUGUGUUUUUAUAAAACGUUUGUUUUCCAAACCUUUCCUUGAGACAUAAAAAACAAAGAUGGGAAGGAAGUUGUGUUGGGGAGAGAGUUGAGUUAUUUACUAGACUGGUGAGGGUGGGAUGUAUAGGUACCUCGGUCUGGCUGACAUUUGAUGUAGAGGAUGUCUUAAUGAAGACAAUCAAAAGUCUUGAUACAAAUAAAGUAAGAGUAGUUCAUUUGUUAGUCUAUUGGUUAAAGGUGCAGCACAAUAUUGAUUAUUUCAUUAUCAUUGUUCUAAUUCAGUCUUACAAAUCUCUUAAACAUAUUUAAUAACAAUCUUUUACCUAGCUUGAUGACUGGGCAUUUUUGCUUACUUUAUGUUGUUCUAAACAGAUAUGGCUAGAAGGGCCAUGGGUCAUAUUAGAUUGUGUAGAAAUGCAGGAAAUUUGCUUUAGAUGCCCCCAAAAAUGAGAGGACCCCCAGACCCCCCACCAACUUAUGCCCCUGCCUAAGGAUAUUACUCCAAAAAUAUUUUGUACCUUAUUAUUUUAAUGCUUCUGGCCACUGUUGUAUUUUGUGGAUGUGAUGACUAGUGUUGCUAAAUUCAAUGUACUUUGCUUUUAUUUAUUAAACAUAAUAUUACAGUA
Salvelinus fontinalis (brook trout) is the source of this 6988-nucleotide messenger RNA. It is a transcript of the gene khnyn, whose product is annotated as KH and NYN domain containing. Gene Ontology annotation, molecular function: mRNA binding; RNA endonuclease activity. NCBI's taxonomy places the organism in Eukaryota, Metazoa, Chordata, Actinopteri, Salmoniformes, Salmonidae. The record is from RefSeq and is a predicted model, not a curated record. Gene Ontology annotation, cellular component: cytoplasmic ribonucleoprotein granule; nucleus. The transcript has 9 exons. Bases 261 to 3581 code for a protein of 1106 amino acids.